Haliotis rufescens (red abalone) is the source of this 3791-nucleotide messenger RNA. RefSeq lists its product as uncharacterized. The transcript has 2 exons. The coding region runs from base 916 to 1965 and encodes 349 amino acids. NCBI's taxonomy places the organism in Eukaryota, Metazoa, Mollusca, Gastropoda, Lepetellida, Haliotidae. The record is from RefSeq and is a predicted model, not a curated record.
UCUUACACCUAGGUCAGUCGUAGAACUAUGAGGCAUGUAGACCAUAACAUACAGGCUGUGACUGGUAGGAGGCAUGUAGACAAUAACAUACAGGCUGUGACUGGUAUGAGGCAUGUAGACAAUAACAUACAGGCUGUGACUGGUAGGAGGCAUGUGGACAAUAACAUAUAGGCUAUGACUGGUAGGAGGCAUGUAGACAAUAACAUACAGGCUGUGACUGGUAGGAGGCAUGUGGACAAUAACAUACAGGCUAUGACUGGUAGGAGACAUUUAGACAAUAACAUACAGGCUGUGACUGGUAGGAGGCAUGUGGACAAUAACAUACAGGCUGUGACUGGUAGGAGGCAUGUGGACAAUAACAUACAGGCUGUGACUGGUAGGAGGCAUUUAGACAAUAACAUACAGGCUGUGACUGGUAGGAGGCAUGUGGAAUAUAACAUACAGGCUGUGACUGGUAGGAGGCAUUUAGACAAUAACAUACAGGCUGUGACUGGUAAGAGGCAUGUAGACAAUAACAUACAGGCUAUGACUGGUAGGAGGCAUGUACACAAUAACAUACAGGCUGUGACUGGUAGGAGGCGUGUGGACAAUAACAUACAGGCUGUGACUGGUAGGAGGCAUGUAGACAAUAACAUACAGGCUGUGACUGGUAGGAGGUGUAAGGACAGAAACAUACAGGCUAUGACUGGUAGGAGGAAUGUAGACAAUAACAUACAGGCUUUGACUAGUAGGAGGCAUUUAGACAAUAACAUACAGGCUAUGACUGGUAGGAGGCAUGUAGACAAUAACAUACAGGCUAUGACUGGUAAGAGGCAUGUAGACAAUAACAUACAGGCUGUGACUGGUAUGAGGCAUGUAGACAAUAACAUACAGGCUGUGACUGGUAGGAGGCAUGUGGACAAUAACAUAUAGGCUAUGACUGGUAGGAGGCAUGUAGACAAUAACAUACAGGCUGUGACUGGUAGGAGGCAUGUGGACAAUAACAUACAGGCUAUGACUGGUAGGAGACAUUUAGACAAUAACAUACAGGCUGUGACUGGUAGGAGGCAUGUGGACAAUAACAUACAGGCUGUGACUGGUAGGAGGCAUGUGGACAAUAACAUACAGGCUGUGACUGGUAGGAGGCAUUUAGACAAUAACAUACAGGCUGUGACUGGUAGGAGGCAUGUGGAAUAUAACAUACAGGCUGUGACUGGUAGGAGGCAUUUAGACAAUAACAUACAGGCUGUGACUGGUAAGAGGCAUGUAGACAAUAACAUACAGGCUAUGACUGGUAGGAGGCAUGUACACAAUAACAUACAGGCUGUGACUGGUAGGAGGCGUGUGGACAAUAACAUACAGGCUGUGACUGGUAGGAGGCAUGUAGACAAUAACAUACAGGCUGUGACUGGUAGGAGGCAUUUAGACAAUAACAUACAGGCUAUGACUGGUAGGAGGCAUGUAGACAAUAACAUACAGGCUAUGACUGGUAAGAGGCAUGUAGACAAUAACAUACAGGCUGUGACUGGUAGGAGGCAUGUAGACAAUAACAUACAGGCUGUGACUGGUAGGAAGCAUGUAGACAAUAACAUACAGGCUGUGACUGGUAGGAGGCAUGUGGACAAUAACAUACAGGCUUUGACUAGUAGGAGGCAUUUAGACAAUAACAUACAGGCUAUGACUGGUAGGAGGCAUUUAGACAAUAACAUACAGGCUGUGACUGGUAGGAGGCAUGUAGACAAUAACAUACAGGCUAUGACUGGUAGGAGGCAUGUAGACAAUAACAUACAGGCUGUGACUGGUAGGAGGCAUGUGGACAAUAACAUACAGGCUGUGACUGGUAGGAGGCAUUUAGACAAUAACAUACAGGCUGUGACUGGUAGGAGGCAUGUAGACAAUAACAUACAGGCUAUGACUGGUAGGAGGCAUGUAGACAAUAACAUACAGGCUGUGACUGGUAGGAGGCAUGUGGACAAUAACAUAUAGGCUAUGACUGGUAGGAGGCAUUUAGACAAUAACAUACAGGCUGUGACUGGUAGGAGGCAUGUGGAAUAUAACAUACAGGCUGUGACUGGUAGGAGGCAUUUAGACAAUAACAUACAGGCUGUGACUGGUAGGAGGCAUGUACACAAUAACAUACAGGCUAUGACUGGUAGGAGGCAUGUACACAAUAACAUACAGGCUGUGACUGGUAGGAGGCAUGUAGACAAUAACAUACUGGCUGUGACUGGUAGGAGGUGUGUGGACAAUAACAUAUAGGCUGUGACUGGUAGGAGGCAUGUGGACAAUAACAUACAGGCUAUGACUAGUAGGAGGCAUAUAGAUAAUAACAUACAGGCUGUGACUGGUAGGAGGCAUGUGGACAAUAACAUACAGGCUAUGACUGGUAGGAGGCAUGUGGACAAUAACAUACAGGCUAUGACUGGUAGGAGGCAUGUAGACAAUAACAUACAGGCUAUGACUGGUAGGAGGCAUGUAGACAAUAACAUACAGGCUAUGACUGGUAGGAGGAAUGUAGACAAUAACAUACAGGCUAUGACUAGUAGGAGGCAUGUAGACAAUAACAUACAGGCUAAGACUGGUAGGAGGCAUGUGGACAAUAACAUACAGGCUAAGACUGGUAGGAGGCAUGUAGACAAUAACAUACAGGCUGUGACUGGUAGGAGGCAUGUAGACAAUAACAUACAGGCUGUGACUGGUAAGAGGCAUGUAGACAAUAACAUAAAGGCUGUGACUGGUAAGAGGCAUUUAGACAAUAACAUACAGGCUAUGACUAGUAGGAGGCAUGUGGACAAUAACAUACAGGCUGUGACUGGUAGGAGGCAUAUGGACAAUAACAUACAGGCUGUGACUGGUAGGAGGCAUUUAGACAAUAACAUACAGGCUAUUAAUGGUAGAAGGUGUGUGGACAAUAACAUACAGGCUAUGACUGGUAGGAGGAAUGAAGACAAUAAAAUACAGGCUAUGACUAGUGAGUGAGUGAGUGAGUGAGUGAGGUUUUACGCCGCUUUUAGCAAUAUUCCAGCAAUAUCACGGCGGGGCUAUGACUAGUAGGAGGCAUGUAGACAGUAACAUACAGGCUAUGACUGGUAGGAGGCAUGUAGACAAUAACAUACAGGCUGUGACUGGUAGGAGGUGUGUGGACAAUAACAUACAGGCUGUGACUGGUAGGAGGCAUGUGGAAAUAACAUACAGGCUGUGACUGGUAGGAGGCAUGUGGACAAUAACAUACAGGCUGUGACUGGUAGGAGGCAUGUAGACAAUAACAUACAGGCUGUGACUGGUAGGAGGCAUGUAGACAAUAACAUACAGGCUGUGACUGGUAGGAGGCAUGUGGACAAUAACAUUCAGGCUAUGACUGGUAGGAGGCAUGUAAACAAUAACAUACAGGCUGUGACUGGUAGGAGGCAUGUAGACAAUAACAUAUAGGCUAUGACUGGUAUGAGGCAUGUAGACCAUAAGAUACAGGCUAUGACUGGUAGGAGGCAUUUAGACAAUAACAUACUGGCUAUGGCUGGUAGAACGGAGAUGAUGAAAUUGUCAUUUUGAGCUUUGAUGAAAACUGAAUAAAGGUUGUAUAUAAAUCACCAACAUCAGAAUUCGUGGAUUGUUAUGAUCCCAUUAUAGCUAUUAAAAGCAUCUUUGGGGCUUCUGCGAUCAGAAGCCACCAUGAGGACAGCAUAAUAUCCAACACAAGCAUCAGCAGUACCCACUGAGGAUGUACCAAGCAAUUACAGUCAGUCUUUCUCAUUCCCACUUGCUUGAUGCUGGUCAGUGCUUCAGCAUCAGAUCUGAAAUCAUUAUGUAUUGUG